Molecule: messenger RNA, 2167 nt
Organism: Mugil cephalus (flathead mullet)
Lineage: Eukaryota; Metazoa; Chordata; Actinopteri; Mugiliformes; Mugilidae
Product: serine hydrolase-like protein
Exons: 12
Coding region: 831-1766 (311 amino acids)
Source: RefSeq, a predicted model, not a curated record
UUAUAUUGUUUUGCACAAGCACAUGGUUCUAUUUCUUUUGACAACCUCGACAAAUGUAGGCUAAUAAGUAGGCUAAAUAACAGAAAUAUUUGAAUGUUUAAUUUCAUCCUGUUUAACAGCACCAUAAACUGCAUCCUCCAAAAAUGAUCAUCCAGUAAUCCGUUUCAGCAUAAAUUUAACAUUAUAUAGUCACGAAGAGGGAUUUAGUGCCGUGCUGUUAUAUUAGGAUGCAUUCGUUUUCUCUAUGCACCUGAUGUUUUGGAAAGUGGUGAGAUGACAACAAAAACAAAGCCUGCAAGACCGCACCGAGGGAAAAAAUAACCUCGUAAAUAGUACCUGAUCAUUGCAAUACCUGUUCGAAAAACCUAAACCCACUAAUAUGCCAAAAUUUACUCACAAAAUAAACUUCAAUAUUACUCAACUCUUCAUUUACUCACAAAAUAAACUUCAAUAUUACCCAGUUGAGUGCGAAACCGCCCAAUCUGGUAACACAACCUGGAGCCAUUUCCGCCCUGUAAGCCGGCGUUUAAAACCUCAAUACGCAGUGUAUUUCAAAUUAUAGCUUCAUAAAGAAUACAGGAUUAGGGUUAUCUAUCAGGGGAGAUUUGUUGUGUUGCCAGAACUCCGAAGUUAAGUUACUUUCCGAUGUGUUUCUACACUACCUCGAAUGACUUAAGUAUCGAUAUUCUUUUUAUUUCAGAAUCUAUUUUAGAGCAUAAAGACCUGGUAUCAAAAGUAUCGAUAUUUCAGUAUCGAUCGGCGGCAUCCUCCAUGAGAUACACCGGGCUUGCUUCCUGGUUUGUCAUUCCGUCUAUUAACAGCAUGUUACAAUGCAUGAAGAAGUUUCAGAGCUUUCUGUAGCGGUGCCAUGGGGAGAGAUCAGAGGUAAGAUCUGGGGUCCUGAUCUUGGCCGCCCUGUGCUUUGCCUGCAUGGCUGGGCCGACAACUGCGGUACAUUCAACACCCUCAUUCCCCUUCUGCCUAAAGAGUGCAGAUAUGUGGCAGUGGACUUGGCUGGUCACGGCCUGUCAUCACACCGUCCUCCUGGAGUCUUCUACACAAGUCUUGCAUACGUGGCCGAUGUGCGCAGAGUCGUUGAUGCUCUCCACUGGACCAAGUUCUCCAUCAUAGGCCACAGCAUGGGUGGUGACAUUGCUGCCAUGUUCAGCGCUCUGUAUCCUGAGAUGGUGGAUGCCCUUGUGCUGCUGGACAUUUUGGGAUUUUUUCCUAAAGAUCCAAAACAAACACCCAGCAUGAUCAGGCAGGGGAUGGACGAGUUGCUACAGUUUGAACAAAACACAGAAGAGAAGAAAAACAGAGUUUACUCGUAUGAGAAGGCCCUGGAGAGGCUUUUGGCCGCAAACUCGAAGUCAAUAUCUGAACAUUCUGCACGCAUCCUUUUAGAGCGUGGUUUAACUCGAGUCGAAGGAGGAUUUAAGUUCUCCAGAGACCUGCGAGUUAAUUUUAAAAACCUAGUUCAGUUGACUUUGGAGCAGAGUCUGGAGAUUCAGUCAAGGAUUCAAGCCCCGGUUCUAGUUGUUCUAGGGGACAAAGGAUACUUUGGAAAAUCUCCAGAAUCAAACCAAGAGAAACUCAACUUUGCAGUUUUCCAAGGCUAUCGUGACAGAAAUCACACUGUGGUGACAGUGCCAGGCAGUCAUCACGUCCAUCUAAAUAACCCAGAAGUUGUUGCUCCGCUUGUUUCUGACUUCCUGCAGCGUACUUACAGCGGCCACCAGCUGGGGGAGCUCUCUCACAAAUUAUAACUGACCAAAACACAUAACAAAUUCUUGUUGUGAAAUUUCAUUAUGGCUCGCUACAUUCAUCUCAUCUCUCUCUGAGCAGUCACUACCAUCAAAUUGUCAGAGAUUCCUAUCUACAUGUGUAAACCUCCACGAAAAAUGUUAUUGGUAAAAUAGAACUGCUGCUGAUUUAAUUUUACAUCAUUUUGUGUUUCUUUUCAACUUAAGACCUUCAUGCAUUUAAUUGUCUUUAGCUGUCCCCAGCCUCAUUUGUGUAAAAAAAAAUAAAAUAACUUUUGCACCUGUUUGUUCUUUUCUUCUAGUAUUUCUUCUGUUAGACACUGACUGCAUAUCUCCAUCUUGAGUAGUUGACUGUAAAACAUUAUGCAAAGAAAAGAAUAAAGUUGAUAAAGGAAAACACCAUA